Plasmodium relictum is the source of this 1620-nucleotide messenger RNA. Its product is annotated as conserved Plasmodium protein, unknown function. Gene Ontology annotation, cellular component: plasma membrane; Golgi apparatus; endoplasmic reticulum. Lineage: Eukaryota; Apicomplexa; Aconoidasida; Haemosporida; Plasmodiidae. The coding region runs from base 1 to 1620 and encodes 539 amino acids. The transcript is spliced from 2 exons. The record is from RefSeq and is a predicted model, not a curated record.
AUGAAUGAUUCUAAUGAUAUUAAGAAAAAAGAAAAUAAAAUAAAAGCUAUAAAUGUAUUUAGAGAUGAAGAAGAUGUAAAAAAGAAUGUAGAAGCAAAAAUAAGAAAAGGAAAGAGUAAAAAAAGGGGAGAAUCAUACGAAACUAAAAAACAUACCCAAAAAAAAGGCACUUAUAAAAAAGAGUUACAAAAAAAUGAUGGUAUAGAAAGAGAAAGUAUAAAAUUAACAGAAAAAAAAAAUGAUAAUGAAAAAAAGGAUAAAAAUAAUGAAAUGAAAAAAAAUAUUAUACAAAUAAACAACUCAACAAUAACAACAAAAAAAAAAACAGAUGAAGAAAAAGAUAUAUUUGAAAAUAAAGAUACACAAAAAUCUUAUGAAUUAAAAUUAUUAGGAUAUAACAAAGAUGUAAUAGAUAGCGGCAACAAUAUAAAUUAUUUUCAAGACAAAAAAAAAAAUUCAAAUGAUAUGAAUAACUAUCUUAAAUAUACAAAUAAUAUUACAAACAAAGAGGAAACUAUUAAGAAAAAUAAAAAAAAUAUAUUAACGAAAUAUAAAAUGAAAAGAUUACAAGAUGGAGACGAAGAAAGGGAACAAGAAGAAGAACAACAACAAAGAAAAAAGAAAAAGGAAAACAAAAAUAAUUUUGAUAUAAAAGAAAGAAAAAAAAAUUCUAUUAUUGAAAAAUUUAAACAACAAGAACUAAAAUCAUGGCAACAUUAUUGGACACCUCUAUGUUUAACUAUAACUUAUUUAUGUAUAUCUAUAAUAUUUAUAAUAGUUGGUUUAACAUUUAUUAUUUUAUCUACAACAAGAAAAGAAUGUAAAAUACCUUAUAAUCAAUAUAAAAACGAUUCUUUAAUUUUAGAAAUAAAUGAAAAUUCUUGUUCUGGACCAAAAAGGCCAUUUAGAAAAAAUUCUUACAUUUAUUACGAAUUACAUAAUUUUCAUCAAAAUCAUAAAAAAUAUCUUAUUUCCAAAUCUCACAAUCAAUUAAUGGGAAAAAUAUAUACGAAAGCUAGCGAUGUGUCUCAAUGUUCCCCCAUUACUGAAAAUAAAGAGGGUAAAGUAUUGCAUCCAUGUGGUUUGGUAGCAAGAAGCGUAUUUAAUGAUACAUUUUCCAUUUACGCAGAUAAUUAUUUGAAGCAAAUAAUAGAAUUAGAUGAAUCAAAAAAAGCAAUUACAUGGUACAGUGAUUAUAAUAAAUUUAAAAAUCCAUCAGAAAGUGAAAUGUAUAUAUAUAGAGAACAAGUAGAUUUCUGGUUAAUGGAUAAAAAAUAUUUAACAAAUUUAAAUAUGAAUGAGGAAAACGGUUAUGGGGUUGAGAAUUCUCAUUUUAUUGUAUGGAUGAAAACAGCUGCUUUAUCGAAAUUUCGAAAAAAAUAUGCAAAAAUAAAAUCAGAAGUGGAAUUACCUAUUUAUGUAAAUAUAAAGAAUAACUUUCCCGUUAAUGAAUUUAAUGGAAAGAAGUACUUUAUUAUAGCAGAAGAUUCUGUUUUUAUUAACGAAAAAGUUCAGUCAAUAGGUAUUCUAUAUUUACUCAUUGGCUUGAUUUCUCUUUUUAUUGCAAUUUGCCUUAUGUAUAAUCAAUUGAAGCACCCAAGAAUUAUUGGGCAAAUAUAA